Molecule: messenger RNA, 3244 nt
Organism: Caenorhabditis auriculariae
Lineage: Eukaryota; Metazoa; Nematoda; Chromadorea; Rhabditida; Rhabditidae
Source: the annotation of a GenBank genome assembly
AUGGAUCAUGAGCGGAUGCAGUUCUGGGAAGGCAGUACAAAGUUGAAAAAAGCUGUUGAUGACUUGGAAAGACUGGACGAUACUCGUCAAAAGGUGAGUUUUGCCAACUAUGAUAUCGUCAUGUCAAACAAUUUGUAGUUUCCUCGGAAGAUUCCGGAAACUACUCCGAUUCUAGGUUAAAGAAUAAACUUCAGGUAGAAGCUCCAAGUACAGAGUUGGAUGAUGUCAUUUACGAAUUUCAACAUCUGGCUGAAGUUGAUAAUUUCAAUCGAGUCGGCGCCGACGUGAGCUUUUAUUUUCUGUUUUACCAAGUUGGAAAAGUUUUUUUUAUCGAAGUUUAUGGAAACUUUUGGCGUAGAAAAUUUUUUCAAAUAUACCUAUAAGGUUGACCGGUUAAAAUUGAGAAUUAGCGUUGUUAUUUUGUUUUACUAUGAAUUAUUAUGACAAUGGAAUGAUCCAAAUUGUAUUUUCAAUUGCAUAGGUGACUUGUCACUCUGUCUUUGCGGAGAAUAGCUUUCAAAAAAACAUAUUAGGAAUUUAAAUAAAAAUUUUUUUCAGAUCGUUCAAACCUUUUUUGCCGCAUCUUUUGAAUUGCAAAAUCGUUAGGGGAGAUAUUUAGUUUUUAUAUAUUGAGAUUUCACAAAAAGAAGUUGAUUUCACUAGCGAGUUUUUUUUUUGCAGCUGAUCUGGAAUGUUUAGGUUGUCCCCAAGUUCGCGUCUAAAGAGAAAAUUGUAUGCGAAAUGGUUUUACAGCCGCAUCACUUGAACUCGAAGGUGAUUCUUUCUAAGCAUCUUCUCAAUGGUCGGUAUGGAGCAUCAAAGUCAGUUUUUUUCAAGGGGACUUUGCACGGAGGACAAACGGCUACGUUGACCGACAUCAUUACGGCGCGAGCUGUCGGUGUGUCGGUCAAGGACCAGGGAAUGGCUUCCGUCGAACUGGCAGUCAGGUGCGCUCCAACCUUCUCAACCGAUACUUUUCUCUUGCAGUUAUAUGCUUCCUGUCAAAGCCGGCGAUACUCUGCAAAUCACGGCUACCGUACUCAAAAUUGGAAGGAACAUAGCGUUUACCGAGUGCGAGUUUCGUAGAAAGUCGGAUGGAAAGCUCGCCGCAAAGGUAAGAAUUCAAUUGAAUGGAGCAUUUUUGGCUUUUUAGGGGAAACACACGUUGGCUUUUCUACCGGGACAGCCGGCAGUUUCGGUCAAUGGAAAGCUACAGCAGUACUGAUAGAACGCAGAUUGGCCCGCACACACUGGUGAACUAACUUAUUAGUUUUUGAGUCUAACAUAUCUAAUUUAUUGUCAUAAUAUAAUUCUAGAAUUGAAGUCAUGCGAAUACCGUUUAACUGUUUUCACAACGCGAUUUCAAUGAAAUCAUUCUCAAUUCACAUGGUCUUCGACAUCGUUAUCACACUGAUUCGCGAAGUGAAGUCCUGAAAAUGCCAAUACAGUCAAAUUGUUUUUCUGUGUAAAAAUCAUAAGCUUGUGGUGGAAUAUUGUCGAUUUUCACGCCAUGUUCUAAAUAUAAGCUAGCAGAGUUUUUUUUUUGGGGUGCUUAAUAUUCAUGUUAGUUUGUCUAGCAGAGCUUUUCACUCUACCGGAUACGAAACAUUAAAAAAAAGACUGGCAUUCCUCAAAAGUUCAAUCCUCCGAUUCUGAACUAAUGCCACGUGAACUUUUUAUCAGAAAAGAGAUUUGGCUCAAGCAGCAGUGAGAUGAAGCUCUGCACAGAAAUCGCAGUCCUUCAUUAUGAGUUCUGCAUACUUUGGUUCACAAAAGUGCAUUAAACAUGUGUAGACAAGUGCUGCAGUUCUUUUUAGAACGAGAAUGACAUGCAGUUAGUUUGGCGAUGAUCUCAGGUCGCCACCCACGCUGUGUGCUCAAUCUUUCGUUUCGGGCUCGCCGAUCACUGUUCGUUCUUUUUGCCUGUGUGCACAUUCCAACCUUACUUUCAGCCGAACGAUGGCCGUUCUGUUUGUUGAAGUUUUCCGUUGCCUGGCACAGAAAUAAUUCGCAGGUUUUUCUCCGUUUCUCUCGAAGAAAAAAAAAAGAUAAUAGUCUCGCUGAUGGCACUGAUACGCGAGCUGUUUUCGUUUCAUUGCAGAUAUGGCAGUGCGUCUUCUUUUUGAGAAUACUCGUUUUUUGAAAGGCUCCCAAAUUCUCUUCGGUCGUCUAUUCUGCAGAUCGAAUUUUUUUUUUACUGAGACUUCUCACUAUUGUUUUUCGCUUCGAAAUCGCAUUCAGCUGGAGUAUUUUCAUUAAAUUUGAAAUGUUUAAAUCAAUUUAAUGCUCAACUUAUCAGAACAUUUUUCAAUACACUGUUUGUUGUCUAGCUUGCAGGCUCCAACAGAAUUUUUUCUCUUCUCAAAUUAGAAGAGAAGAGUUAUCUGUUGACAUUGAAAGUCAUUCAACUCUCAGGGCGAGGAUAUACUUGACAAACUCUGGGACCAACGUCUGUUUGUUGUUUCCAAAGAUGCGAUAGCGAGAAACUUUUGAGAAAUGUCAGUUUUCGAGAACUCGCUAAAAUUUACGCGAAAGUUUUGAAAAGGGUAAAUUACAAAUCAAAAAAAAUAAUUCAAGCUGUUUCAAAUAAGGGAGACAUUUUUUGAAAUCAAAAUUAAAAUACAGCUAAAACACUAAAUAACUUGAUUACAAAUUCAUUAAAUCAGAAAGCAACAUGAGUACCAAAAUUCUGCCGAAAAACGUUACGACUGAAAUCCUUGAGUCCUUCGCCUAGAAAUGAAAAACAUUUUUCUUCUAAAGUUUACCCAAACACCCUAUGAAGUUCUAGUCUGAGAUCCCUAAUAUUCGCUAGCUGAGCCAAAAAAAAACUGAUACCUGUAAAACUAAAAGUUAGCGCAGGGAGCGACAAUUUGAAACAUUCAUCUAGGCGUUCAGAAAGAGUUUCGGCGAACUUAUAAAAUACACCGAAUCGUUACGGUCUGACCUUCCUUGUGAGAAAUUUUCAUUUCAUCGACUCGGAAUAAACAUGGGCUUAGCUGUGAAAUAAGUACGCCCAAGUGGAUGUCGAAGGUGUGUCGAAAAAGGACUGCGUGUCUGGAAAUCGGAUGAAUCGGCGACUGGCGCCUUGUUCGAACGCUCGGCUGCAACGCGAUACAACCCCAGCCUUGUUUGCUUGUUCAACUACUUCAACGGCACCGAGGAGGCGGAACUUUGUGAGAAGAGAUGGGCGACGCCGCGUCGACUUAUAAAAGCGGCCCCUGGCACGACUCGACAAGGCAUUUAA